AUGUAUAAUUACAUUACCACUUUAAAUACAGAAGAAGAGGAAUAAUAACAUUAUUAAUUAAUCUUAAGGAAAUUAAAUGUUAUAAUGAUACAUUACACACUUAUUCAAACUUUUCUAUUCUUCCAAUAUUCCAAUUCAAUCUUUUCUAUUUAUUUUUAAGAAUCCUCCUAAAAUAUAAAGGAAUUUGAAUAUAAUUCAAAAAAAUAACGAAGAUGACCGUAAGUAUUUAUCUAUAUCUUCAAAUGUCUAUUAAUUGAAUUAAUCAUAAGAAGAUGACACAGAAUAAUUAAGAUAAUAAAUCAAUUUUCUUCAUGAUGAAUUGAGCAAAUCUAAAUAAAAUAUGAUGUAAAUUAUUGAAGAACUUACUCAAGAAAGACAUUUACUUAUCUUCAAAAUUCAAGUCACUAUUGAUAAUUUAUAAUAGUAAAAAUAGCUAAGAAACAAAUCUAUUCAUUCAACCUAAUAAGGCAUUACUAAUGAACUAAAUCGAAAUAAGAAGAUUAGAAUUGUUAGAAAAGAAUUUUCAAAGAACUAACUGAUAUGUUGA
Paramecium sonneborni is the source of this 547-nucleotide messenger RNA. The record is from the annotation of a GenBank genome assembly. Lineage: Eukaryota; Ciliophora; Oligohymenophorea; Peniculida; Parameciidae.